Molecule: messenger RNA, 2566 nt
Organism: Leptopilina heterotoma
Lineage: Eukaryota; Metazoa; Arthropoda; Insecta; Hymenoptera; Figitidae
Gene: Socs36E
Product: suppressor of cytokine signaling 7
Exons: 6
Coding region: 426-2003 (525 amino acids)
Biological process (GO): phosphatidylinositol phosphate biosynthetic process; intracellular signal transduction
Cellular component (GO): phosphatidylinositol 3-kinase complex
Molecular function (GO): 1-phosphatidylinositol-3-kinase regulator activity
Source: RefSeq, a predicted model, not a curated record
ACUUGUCAAAUGGUCUUGUCACUUGACAGCUUGUCACUUUCUACUUCCAUGGUUUUAAUAAUACUUUAAUAAUUGCUACUGCAAAAAUGAUUAUUCAUAAAUUAAUGAAUAUUUCGAAUAUUAUUUUCUGAGUGUUAUUCUUUAAGUAUGUGAAAGUUUUCAUUUUGCAAGUGAUUUGAUAAUACAACGCAAAUUAUUUCUCUUCCAAACUCAAGGACUCCAUGUUUAUGAUAUAAAGAAGUAAAGAAGUUUACUUGUCACGGCUGUGUGCGUUUUGCUAAAAUAAAAGAUGGAUUUUUGUGAGAAUAUAGAAGAAAUGAAAAUAUCCUAAUUCUAGAAUUACAGUAUAAUAAUAAUAGUAAUAAUAUUAUAAAUCUAGAACCAUUGAAUUGUCGACAAUAAAAUGUCUGUCGAUUUAACUAAGAAUGGGACAGCACUUUGCUAGUCUCAGAGAAUUCUUUAGAAUGGAAGGCGAGAAACAGUCAUUACAAGUUUAUAACGAAUCACUUCAUCAAUUAUCAUUUGACAUGUUGGAUCAAGAGGAUUCUGAGAAUACACAAAAAAAUGAGAACAAUGGAAAUGUUCCGAAUUCAAAUAUUAUUUCAAAUAAAUCCGAUGAUAAUCUUGAUAAUGAACAAUUGAAUCUUGAUGUUGAUAAUCAUAAUUCACGAUUUGAAUCAAUAUACAGUCAACCAAUUGAUACUCAAGAUAUAAAGCAAAAUUGUAAUAAUGGAAAUAUUGUCGUAAAUGCUGUUGAAUCAUCAUUGAAGCAACAGGAAUUAUGUGUUAAUAAUUCCAGUAGCAGCUAUACUAGCAGUAGUUCCGAAGAUAGUCCCGUGAAUCCUAGUUUUAGACGAUCAUCGAAAACACUUUCAUUUGGAAAAAGAAAAGUUGUAGGUAAGCAACGAAAUAAGGACCAAAAUCCAGUAUGUAAUCAUGUAUUAUCGUCGAAGAAGAAACGAAGUAAUUGGGUAUUGAAAUUUAAUUGUGCGAAGAAUAAAGUAUCGAAGAACACGGAUAUUCCAGGACAAGGUGGCAACAGUUCUGAAUGUAUAUGUACAGGAUAUCGUCGUACCGAGGAGCAUACAAUGGGCGCCAGUAAUGUAUUAAAUAUAUCAGCACCACAGAGUCCAGUUCUUGGUCCACUUCCACCUAGUCCUGUUAUCGAUUUAUCGCGAUUCAAUCCUGAAGAAUUUCCUAUGGAGGAUUGCGAUGAAAGGGCGAGACUGCAAAGAGCACGUGAAAUGGAGGAAGGAGUCGAACCACCGCCGGGUUAUAGGCCCAGUUAUCCAUCGGGAAUUCAAGUGCAUCCGAAUGGCAUUACAGUCGAUAGUUUGGCAGCUCUUUUUCAAGCACACGCAGGAAUUCACGCCGCUGCUCUUACUGCCUUAUCGCAAAUAGAUUUUAGUCUAAUUCCUAAUAUUGAAAGACCAAUUCAUACACAGGUUGAUUAUGUGCAUUGUCUGGUGCCAGACUUGCGGUCAAUCACCGCUUGUUCUUUCUAUUGGGGAAAAAUGGAUCGGUAUGAAGCCGAACGUUUAUUGGAGGGCAAGCAAGAGGGAACAUUUUUAUUACGAGAUUCAGCUCAGGAGGAAUUUUUAUUCUCCGUAAGUUUUCGAAAAUACGGUCGAUCUCUUCAUGCGAGAAUUGAACAAUGGAAUCAUAAAUUCAGCUUUGAUUCACACGAUCCUGGGGUCUAUGCAUCAAAAACGGUUUGUGGUUUGAUUGAGCAUUAUAAGGAUCCAUCGUGCUGUAUGUUUUUCGAACCAAUGUUAACAAUUCCAUUACAUCGAAAUUUUGCAUUUCCGUUGCAACAUUUGUGUCGUGCUGUUAUUACAACACGAACGACCUACGACGGUAUAAACAAGUUGCAAUUACCAAAGACACUUAAAAGUUAUCUUAAAGAAUAUCAUUAUAAACAGCGAGUACGAAUUAGAAGGCUAGAUAUUGAAAAUGACGUUCAGUCUGAUGGAAAAUCCAUAUCAUAUAUUCCACUUACAUGAGCGUUGUCUCGUUUAUCCAUUCAUUUGUUUUUCGCAAAAUUCCUUUUUUUUCUUUUAUUAUUAUUAUUAUUAUUAUUAUGUAUUAUUUACAUACGUCGAAAUACUCAGAGGAAAAGAAAAUAAUUCCGGAAAUUACUUUCAAAUUUACAGUGUUAACACUAACAUUUAAUUAAUUAUUCCAUUUUUAUCUUCUUUUAAAAAAAAAAAAAUCAGUUUAAUAUCUAUAUUGAGUUUGUCGCUUUCCUAAAUCGACUUUGUUAAUUGUCAAUUUUUGUUUUUCUAUAAUCAAUCAAUUUUUCUACACGUAUUUCUUUGAAUAACUUGGGCAUUCGAUAGUAGGAUUUGAUAAAUAUUGAAGUGUCAGAUGAUUACGAAAAAUUGACAUCUGAAGUACAAAGAUAACACUUCUUAAAUGAAAAUAAUUCUUUGAUUUACUUUUCUUUUGUUGCAAUGAUACUAAAAAGAAAUGAUUCUAAUUAAUGUUAAUAAUCAAUAUAAGUUGAUAAUUAAUAUUAAUAAUUAAUGUUAAUAAUUAAUAUGGGUAUUAAUAAUUAAUAACUAUU